AUGGACGCCGACGAGAGAUUGACGGCUCUGAAGAAGGCAUACGCCGAUAUAAUUUUGAACACAGCGAAGGAGGCCGCAGCUAGGAUUAUGUCUUCUGAGAAAAAGGCAGCACAUUAUCAGUACGAGCUGCAGGCGACAAAGGAGGAGGCGCUGCGGAUGCUAUUGCACGUUAAACAACUGAAGGAUUCUAAGGUAAACUUGGCCCAGCGCUUUUGUUCUCUAAGUUCCCUUAUAGAUAAUGAAGUGACAGAAUCUAAGAAAUCUAAUAAAGUGAAAGAUGAUAUAGUUCACAAAGAGUAUGAAGAAGCUAAAGAUAUCUGUACAGGACCUGCUCACGGGGCUGAAAUCACAAGUUGUCUUGAGAAGGAACUUUUGGCGGAUAUCAAGCUUUGGAGCUUCAAAUCUUCCCUUCGGAAAAAGAAAAGGGCUGUUAGACGUAGAAAAGGUACAACGCCCUCGUGCACAAAUCAUCCCAGUCUUCUUGGGAAAUCUGAUCAAGCACCUGAACUUUGUGUGAGAACUGAUCAAAAUUCAGCCAAAUACAAUGCUCGUUGUAGUGGGAAUCCUCUCCAGAUAAUUCCAACACUAUCGCCUGAAAGAAAACUAGAUCUUGCAGAAUCGGAUGGUGCUCAUAACACAACUUACAAAGAUGAAGAGUUGAUGGAAAACAUAAUGCCGAUCAGACAAGAAACUGGAACCACAGAGAGUUUACUGUUUCCAGACUGUAAAAUGGAUAACGAAAAAGUUAAUAUAUCAUUAACAAAAUUAGAGUGCAGAUCAUCAAAUACAGUGCUUACACAAUCUGCAGGGGAAAGAAUUAUCAAGUACACAUUUCAAAGGAAGCGGAAGAGACAGCCUUUAAGCGUCUCUGAGGUUAAUGUUUCUCUUGAAACGAACACUUUGGAGAAGGAAACGGGGAAUAAACAAAAUGAUCCUCUGGAGCUGGAGCUGCAAAAGUCUAGCUUGAUAACAGAAUCAUCUCGGGAAAGUCGACGAUUGGCGCAAGUUGCUCGUCAGCUCCUGUCUCUAUCUGACAAGAAGUGGCAGUUUUUGAAGGCAGUUAAAUCCCCCACACUGUAUGUGGAUGGAAAUGGGUAUUUUGUUCAUCCAGCCGUACUCUGGCUUCGCACAUUCCUUACUUCUUAA
Fraxinus pennsylvanica is the source of this 1146-nucleotide messenger RNA. NCBI's taxonomy places the organism in Eukaryota, Viridiplantae, Streptophyta, Magnoliopsida, Lamiales, Oleaceae. The record is from the annotation of a GenBank genome assembly.